AUGGCACUUAUAUCUAAUGAAUAUUAUGAGGAUAUCGAUUAUACAGUGUCCGAUUAUUGGGCAAAUGAUCCGAUUGUUCAAGAAGCUCUUUAUGUUAGAAAGGGAAUGAUAAAAAGGUGGAAAACGUGCUAUUAUGGAAUAUCCUAUGAAAAGAAUGUAGAAAGUGUUCUUGAAUAUCAUAAAAUUUUCACCAAGAAAGGAUACCAUGUUUUGGUAUUCAACGGUGAUCACGACAUGGCAGCACCAUAUAUGGGUCCUUUAAAUUGGAUUCCCAUUCUUAAUCUGACUAUUGAUGACAAUUGGAGACCUUGGCUUGUUAAUGGACAAGUUGCGGGAUACACAGAGAAGUACAAGACGAAUAAUUUUUAUCUCACAUUUGCGACAAUCAAGGGCGCAGGGCAUGCAGCAUCAAGGUUUAAGCCUAAAGAAAGUCUAGUGAUGAUCACCCGGUGGCUCUCUAGAAGUUCUUUAUAG
Messenger RNA from Fraxinus pennsylvanica, 474 nucleotides. NCBI's taxonomy places the organism in Eukaryota, Viridiplantae, Streptophyta, Magnoliopsida, Lamiales, Oleaceae. The record is from the annotation of a GenBank genome assembly.